Messenger RNA from Ochotona curzoniae (black-lipped pika), 3085 nucleotides. RefSeq names its product kinesin family member 19 (gene KIF19). Bases 88 to 3063 code for a protein of 991 amino acids. The record is from RefSeq and is a predicted model, not a curated record. Gene Ontology annotation, biological process: microtubule-based movement. The transcript is spliced from 20 exons. NCBI's taxonomy places the organism in Eukaryota, Metazoa, Chordata, Mammalia, Lagomorpha, Ochotonidae. Gene Ontology annotation, molecular function: microtubule binding; microtubule motor activity; ATP binding.
AGCCCCUGACGGCGGAGACCCGGGCGCUGGGGGUGCGGCCCGGCCAUGCUCGGAGUGACAGCCUGAGUCCCUUCACCAGCCGCAAGCAUGAAGGACAACCGGGACUCCAAGGACCAGCAGCUCAUGGUGGCGCUCCGGGUCCGGCCCAUCAGCGUGGCAGAGCUGGAGGAAGGGGCCACUCUCAUUGCCCAUAAGGUGGAUGAGCAGAUGGUGGUCCUGAUGGAUCCCAUGGAGGACCCCGACGACAUCCUGCGGGCACAUCGCUCCCGGGAGAAGUCCUACCUGUUUGAUGUGGCCUUCGACUUCACUGCCACCCAGGAGAUGGUGUACCAGGCCACCACCAAGAGCCUCAUUGAAGGUGUCAUCUCAGGGUACAACGCCACGGUCUUUGCCUACGGCCCCACAGGCUGUGGGAAAACCUACACCAUGCUGGGCACUGAUCGUGAGCCCGGCAUCUACGUUCGCACCCUCAACGACCUCUUCCGUGCCAUUGAGGAGACCAGCAACGACAUGGAAUAUGAAGUGUCCAUGUCCUACCUGGAGAUCUACAAUGAGGUGAUCCGGGACCUGCUGAACCCCACCCUGGGCUACCUGGAGCUGAGGGAGGACUCCAAAGGGGUGAUCCAGGUGGCUGGCAUCACCGAAGUCUCCACCAUCAAUGCCAAAGAGAUUAUGCAACUGCUGAUGAAGGGCAACCGGCAGCGGACACAGGAACCCACGGCCGCCAACCAGACGUCAUCACGCUCCCACGCCGUGCUGCAGGUGGCCGUGCGCCAGCGCAGCCGGGUCAAGGACAUCCUGCAGGAGGUGCGGCAGGGCCGCCUCUUCAUGAUCGACCUGGCUGGCUCAGAGCGCGCCUCCCAGACCCAGAACCGUGGGCAGCGCAUGAAAGAGGGAGCACACAUCAACCGCUCGCUGCUGGCCCUGGGCAACUGCAUCAACGCACUGAGCGACAAGAGCAGCAACAAGUACAUCAACUACCGUGACAGCAAGCUCACCCGGCUCCUGAAGGACUCCCUGGGUGGAAACAGCCGCACAGUAAUGAUUGCCCACAUCAGUCCAGCCAGCAGCGCCUUUGAGGAGUCCCGGAACACCCUGACCUACGCCGGCCGGGCCAAGAACAUCAAGACCAGGGUGAAGCAGAACCUGCUCAAUGUUUCCUACCACAUUGCUCAGUAUACCAGCAUCAUCGCCGACCUGAGGGGUGAGAUCCAGCGGCUCAAGUGCAAGAUCGACCAGCAGGCCGGACGGGGCCAGGCCCGGGGCCGGCAGGAGAAGGCUGACAUCCGCCACAUCCAAGCCGAGGUCCAGCUACACGGUGGGCAGGGCGAGCAGGUGGAGAUGGGCCAGCUGCGGGAGCAGCUGGUCAGCGCUUUCCAGGAGCAGAUGGACGUACGGAGACACCUGCUGGAGCUGGAGAACCACGCCAUGGAAGUCCAGAUUGACACGUCCCGCCACCUGCUCACCAUCGCUGGCUGGGAGCAUGAGAAGUCGCGCAGAGCCCUCAAGUGGCGGGAGGAACAGAGGAAGGAAUCCUACACUAAGGACGACAGUGAGAAGGACUCGGAUCCCGGGGAGGACCAGCCAGACCUGCUGGAGCCCCCUGAGGUGGCCUCGGCCCGUGAGAGCAUCGCCGCCCUCGUGGGCGAGCAGAAGAAGCUGCGGGAGCAAAAGCUGGCGCUGGAGCAGCGCUGUCGGGAGCUGCGCGCUCGGGGCCGGCGCCUGGAGGAGACGCUGCCACGGCGCAUCGGCUCCGAGGAGCAGCGCGAGGUGCUCAGCCUGCUGUGCCGCGUGCACGAGCUCGAGGUGGAAAACACCGAGAUGCAGUCGCACGCGCUGCUCCGCGAUGGCGCGCUCCGCCACCGCCGCGAGGCUGUGCGACGCCUGGAGCAGCACCGCAGCCUAUGCGAUGAAAUCAUCCAGGGCCAGCGGCAGGUCAUCGAAGACUACAACCUGACGGUGCCCCAGCACCUGGAGGAGCUCUACGAAGUAUACCUGCGGGAGCUGGAGGAGGGCAGCCUGGAGCGGGCCACCAUCCUGGACCGCGUGGCCUCCAGGGCCCUGCAGGAUAGCUCCUUACCCAAAAUCACCACCGCGGGAACCACGCUGACCCCGGACUCUGACCCUGAGAGUGUGAAAGGGCUGAGCUGUGAGACCCGGCGCUGGCAAAGCAGCACCCUCCCUCCCCUGGGCACCGACAGUGAAGCACACCGCAUCUUCAAGGCCAGUCCCCGGGCCUGGCAGGCCAAGACGUCCUCCGUGCCCACCCCUCCUCCCAUCCAGAUCAGCAACCUGGUGAGCCAGGAGGGCCCCACCCAGGACAGCCGCAUCGACUCCUCCCCCGAGAGCAGCGAGAACCUGUCAGAGAUACCCUUGUCCCACAGAGAGAAAAAGGAAAUCCUGACUGGUACCAAGUGCAUCUCAGAGGAGGCCGCCCGGCGCCGCUCGCGGGCUCUGGGCACAAAGGGGCGCCUCCUGGUGGUGCCCACCCUGGAACGCAGCAGCCUGUCCCUGUGCUCGCUGAGCGAGUCCGAGGAGGUGCGGUCCCCAGCUUGCAAGCGGCCCCCCAGCCCCACACUGCAGCACGCAGCCAGCGAGGACAACCUCUCCAGCAGCACGGGCGAGACCCCGGCCCGGGCGGGCAGGCACUGUGGGGAACAGGCUGAGCCCUGGCUGCGCGGUCAGAAGAAAAGCCUGGGCAAGAAGAGGGAGGAGUCGUUGGAGGCCAAGAGGAGGAAGCGGAGGUCCAGGUCCUUCGAGGUCACGGGACAAGGGCUCUCUCACCCCAAGACACAUCUCCCUGGACCCCGCCCCACAGAAGGUGUCUCAGACCCCAGGCUGCCAGGAUGCUGCGGGCACCUGGCCCCCAGCUUCCGGCAUCUGGGAAAGGUCAUGUUGCCUUUGGCCAAAGUCAAACUCCCUCCAGGCCAGAGCACGGGCCCCAGGGAGUCCUCUCCACUGACUGUGCACCCAGCAGGAAUGUCCCGACGAGCUGCUCGUGGGCCACGCCUGCCCCAUGGCACCAGCAUCCACGGCAAAGAUGGACGCCUCUGGCAUAACUGAGAGAGGGCCCUGCUGGAACCGG